AUGGAAGUGCCCCUGGAGCUGUCCAUGGUGCUGAACACUGCAAACCAUUACAAUAGCAACUUCUUGCUGGGCAAUGCCCAGGGUCACCGCGGUUACCCCAUCGUCUACUGCUCGGACGGCUUCUGCGAGCUGACGGGCUUCGUGCGCACCGAGGUGAUGCAGAAGAACUGCAGCUGCCAGUUCCUGUACGGCGCCGGCACCAGCGAGCACGUCACGCAGCAGAUGCAGAAGGCACUGGAGGGCCGAGAGGAGUACCAGACAGAGGUCCAGUUCUACCGCAAGAACGGCAAUGCAUUCUGGUGUCUGCUGGACAUGGUGCCGAUUAAGAACGAGAAAGGCGAGAUGGUUCUGUUCCUCUUCUCCUUCAAAGACAUCAGCGACACGCACGGCAAGGCCCCACACAGGAGGGACGGUAAGAGCCAUGAGAAGAGAAGAAGAAAGAGCUCCCACCUGAGUGCGGCGCGCAAGAGGGGUCGCUCCAUGAUCUACCACUUCACCAGCACCUUCUCACGCGGCGGCAAGAGCGAAGUCAACAUCAGCACGAAUAUGUUCGAGAAGCCCUCUCUGCCGGAGUACAAGGUUGCCACGGUGCAGAAGUCGCGCUUCAUCCUGCUCCAUUACAGCAUCAGCAAGGCAUUGUGGGAUUGGAUGAUCCUGCUGGCCACCUUCUACGUUGCCGUGACGGUGCCGUACAACGUCUGCUUCACGGCGUACCACGAGCUGGAGACCGCCUCCAGGAGCACCAUCGUCAGCGACAUCGCCGUGGAGAUGUUGUUUAUUCUUGACAUCAUCUUGAACUUCCGCACCACCUACGUGAGCCAGUCUGGUCAGGUGGUGUACGACUCGCGCUCCAUCUGUAUCCACUACGCCGCCACCUGGUUCUUCGUCGACCUCGUCGCCGCGCUGCCCUUCGACCUGCUCUACGCCUUCAACAUCACCGUGACGUCCCUGGUCCACCUGUUGAAGACGGUUCGUCUGCUUCGUCUGCUGCGUCUGCUCCAGAAGUUGGAUCGCUACUCCCAGUACAGUGCCAUGGUGCUGACGCUGCUCAUGUCCAUGUUCGCCCUGCUGGCCCACUGGAUGGCCUGCAUCUGGUACGUCAUCGGGCGCAAGGAGAUGGAGAGCCACGACCCACAGAUAUGGGACAUAGGCUGGCUGCAUGAGCUGGGUAAGCGUCUGGAGACCCCUUAUGUGAACAGUACGCUGGGCGGCCCGUCUGUGCGGAGCGCCUACAUCGCCUCGCUCUACUUCACCCUCAGCAGCCUCACCAGCGUGGGCUUCGGGAACGUCUGCGCCAACACCGACGCCGAGAAGAUCUUCUCCAUAUGCACCAUGCUGAUCGGAGCCCUGAUGCAUGCGGUGGUGUUUGGCAACGUGACGGCCAUCAUCCAGCGCAUGUACUCGCGGCGCUCGCAGUACCACACGCGCAUGAAGGACCUGAAGGACUUCAUCCGGGUCCACGGCCUGCCACAGAACCUCAAGCAGCGCAUGCUCGAGUACUUCCAGACGACGUGGAGCGUCAACAACGGCAUCGACGCCAACGAGCUGUUGCACGACUUCCCAGACGAGCUACGUGCCGACAUCGCCAUGCACCUGAACAAGGACAUCCUGCAGCUGCCGGUCUUCAAGGGGGCCAGCAGGGGGUGCCUGCGCUCCCUCUCGCUGCACAUCAAGACCACCUUCUGCGCCCCGGGGGAGUACCUCAUACGCCAGGGCGACGCGCUGCACGCAGACUACUUCGUCUGUUCCGGGUCGCUGGAGGUCCUCAAAGACGGCAUGGUCCUCGCCAUUCUAGGUAAGGGCGACCUGAUUGGCUCGGACCUGCCGUGCCAGGAUCACGUGAUCAAGACGAACGCGGACGUGAAGGCGCUGACCUACUGCGACAUGCAGUACAUUAACGUGCGCGCCCUUCGCGAGGUGCUGGAGCUCUACCCCGAAUACGCCAGCACCUUCACCUCCGACAUCCAUCACAACCUGACCUACAACCUCCGCGAAGGCAGCGAGGCAGAGGUACGUCUGGACGACAGCAAGAUUCCGUCCAUUGUGGAGACGCCGGAAGACGCGCCGGACGACUUCUACCGCCAUUCGCCAUCCUCGCGCAAUUCGCGCAAGAACCUCCUGUUACCCUCGCUGGGAACGCCCGUGCGCCGCACGUCACUUAGCAACCUGCUAGGAGACGAGCUGCGACAGUUUAACGUCAUGCGACGCGCCGGACGUUCCCCCGCCCCCUCGCCUAAGCCGCCGCCCAAACAGGGUCAUGCGCCAUCCCAACCAUGUCAAGGCGAGGUGUCCCAUCACCAUGACAACGGGACAGGAAGUGGGGGCGGGACUGGGAGCUUACGCAAGCCGGCCAAUCUGCUCAUCCCUUCUGUCAACAGCUGCGGACCGCCAGACCUCAGCCCCAGGGUGGUGGAUGGGGUGGAGGACAACGGUCACACUUUUCACUUUAACGUGGAGCAGCACGGAGGCAAAGCCACAAGCGCCAGAAUAGCACACGACUCUGCUCAGGUUAACGCCACUCUCCUACAGGAGACGGAGGAGGUCAGACAAAGUAUCAGUCAGCUGAACAAGAAGAUGGGCACGCUGAACCAGGAAGUAGCCCAGCUGACCAAGGACCUCCACCACAUGCUGCACAUCCUGCAGACCCAGCUGGUGGUCCAGCAUCAGCAUCAGCACCAGCACCAACCGCACCACUACGGGGCCUCCUCCUCCUCCUCCCUGCCCUCCUCCUCCUACCCCUACGGGGUGCACCUCCUGCCAGCUGGGGGAGGCGUCAUGGGGGCUGGUGGGAGUGGGAGUGGGGGCGUCUGCCCCGGGAUGGGGAUGGGGGUGCACCUCCACCACCACGGGGCAGCAGCCGCUCCGGAGCACCACCACCACCACCACGGCUCAUCGUCCGAGCUGCACCUCCACCACCAUGAGCAGCACCCCCCGGUGGCCCCGGUGGGUGUGGCGUCAGUCGGGGUCGGAGUCGGAGUCGGGGGCGUGGUGGGGGGUGUAGUAGGGGUGGCCGUGGCAGACCUGCACCAUCACCAUCACCAGCAGCAUGAACACGAGGGACUCAGGCACCUUGGGCAUCAGCAUCAGCACCCACACCACCUGACCACCUCCUCCCUCCUCACCAUCGCCCCCGGGUACCUGGGCUCCAUCCCAGGACAGAGGCACCACGCUGGGCUUGAGGAGGCAGGCAUCCCCCUGACUGACACAUCCGGUGGUGGUGUUGGUGGUGGUAUUGGUGGUGGCGGUGGCGGUAGUGGUGGUGCUUUAGCCAGUAUAAGCCAAUCGCAGCCCAGUCUGUGCUCUCAGCCACCACACACACACGGCUCCGAACUGUCCAACCUCCUCUCCAGUGCGCCGACCUCCACGCACUCGCUGCUGUCCACACCCGCUGCCACGCACUCCCACUCCCACACACACCACCUCUACGUCUCCGUGGAGCACGCCUUACCCCCCCCUUCCCUCGUCACCAUCCCGUCUCAUGGAGGAGGCCUGAGUCUGGACCAGCUGGAGCUGAACCUGAACCUGGACCUGGACAUGUCCGUGGUUCCUCCUCCACCCCCCGCCGCCGCCACGGCCCCCUCCGACCGCUCCGACAGCCCGGAGAGCACCAGCCUGUUGGACAGUGCCACCAUGAUGGAAGACGGCCUCCUCCGGAGACAGGACUCCAUCUCCUCCCUGGAGGAGUCGGACAGCAGCCCCCUGCGCCUCGAUGGCCACCACCACAGCCGUGCCCUGGGCCUGGACCUGGACCUUCCGUUGCCCCCCCUGGACCUUCCGUUGCCCCUGGGGGACUCUUCGGCGGUGGGCCACACCAGCCUGGAGUGCCUGCUUGGCGGGGAGCACGGGAGCUCCAUGGAGAGCAGCCGCGGGGACAGCGAGCAGUCGGGGUCGGGCUCGCGCCGCUCAAGCGUCGGCCCGCCGUCGUCCUCGCAGACGAGCCAGACGCAGAGCUCCGAGGCCUCCUGGUCUGUGGACCUCAUGGAUUGA
Engraulis encrasicolus (European anchovy) is the source of this 3987-nucleotide messenger RNA. Its product is annotated as potassium voltage-gated channel subfamily H member 4-like. Gene Ontology annotation, cellular component: plasma membrane. Gene Ontology annotation, molecular function: voltage-gated potassium channel activity. The coding region runs from base 1 to 3987 and encodes 1328 amino acids. The transcript is spliced from 18 exons. Gene Ontology annotation, biological process: regulation of membrane potential; potassium ion transmembrane transport. NCBI's taxonomy places the organism in Eukaryota, Metazoa, Chordata, Actinopteri, Clupeiformes, Engraulidae. The record is from RefSeq and is a predicted model, not a curated record.